GUUUCAGUCCGCGCAGCCUUCCGAAGGGCGCCUGCUUACCAUAUCUCCUCCCCUCUCUUGUUUUAUCCCCCUCCAGGGAGCCUCCCUAAAUUGUCCUAACCCCCUGCCUCCGCAGCCGCCGCUUUUCUUUUUUCUUUCUUUCUCUUUCUUUUUUUAUUUCAUUCGGCGGACACCAGUCUCUAUUUAUAGCCCGGGUUGGAGCGGCUCCAGGACCUGCUGCAUUUUUUCUUUCUUUCUCUCUCUCUCCCGGUAAUCUGUUUAUUUAUUCCCCCUAUCUCCCUGCUUCCGCGGCGCGUCCCACUUUUAUUUAUUAUUAUUUUUUUGCGCUGGAAAUUUGGGGUUUAAAGGGACUGCGGGACAGCGGGGUUGCAGUCACUCAGUCCGGUGCACGGUGCGCGGACAGACAGACUGACGGACGCACGGAGCGGGCUCUAAUCUAACCGGAGGACGGGACCAGGGGCUGCGGGUCCGACGCUGCUGCUGCGCGGGUGCGGAACCGGCCGGCCUUCCGUGAUAAACAGGCAGGAUGAGUGACUCGGCCAAAGGAAACCAGUCUGUCUCCCCGAAGGGCAAAGACGGGGCGGAGAAGAGGGGGCGUGGCCGACCGAGGAAGCAGCCACCAGUGAAGAGCCGUGAGGAGCCCAGUGGGUCGCCCACACCGAAGAGGCCUCGGGGCCGACCUAAGGGCAGCAAGAACAAGAGCACCGGGAAGAGCAAAAAAACACCAGAAUCUGCAGGGGCGAAACCCAGAGGGAGACCUAAGAAGGCAGAGAAGGAGAAGGAACAGGGUUCGCAGGAGUCAUCUGAGGAAGAGGAGGAAGAGGAGGAGGAGGGGGAGCAGUAACCCACCUGGACGCCGCACUACCUCAUCACUCAACUUACUGACUUCCUGUCGACCAGAGCUGGACCGCGCCAAUAACCGCCCCCCCCCCCCUCCCCCGUUUAUCUGCAGCAGCACUGGAAACAAAAACUGACCUGAGAGAUGAUCUAUAUGUAUAUCUAUAUAUCACACAACAAACUGGUGACUUCCCAUUAGAUCUCCUAGUGGGUUUGGGUAUUGCAGACGCGCUUUUAUACUGGACAAAGGUGAAUUUGCCUACAUGAUUUUUGUUUUUAUAUCUUUGUGAGGUGUGAAAUGUUAUUUCAAGACUCCAGACUGAGUGUAGACGAUCACCAGGCACGUAGCCAUGUAGUAAAAUAACCCCCCCCAAAAAAAAAAAUUUUGUUACCAAUUAGGCAUGUAGUCAAAUAAUUUGAACCCUCCUCAAAAGUUGCUUCAGUCCUAUGAUUGGUAAAAUCUACCAAGUGGGACCUAUCAGUAAGGUUGUUGCCAAAGUUAUAAGGCUAUGGGUGACACCCCUCCUCCUACACUGUAGCGUCAGUGACUGUGGACCCCAUCGGUUAAUAAUUAAUAAUGUUCAUAUACGAUAUGUCUUAUGCUGCAUUUUCUCCAUCUCCUCCCCCAGACUGGUGGCUCCAUCGCUGGGUGUCGAUAGUUGUUUUGUUUUCCUAGGGAUGUGGAUGUGGGAUCCUGACCCUGCACCCUCUGAUUCCCAGCAUGAGGUUUUGGGUACUGGCAUAGUCUGCCUCGCCUGCAGCUUUGCCCUGAAUGUCCAGGGAUUAGAGCAGCCAGACCCACGUAGUGCUCACUAAUGUACACCGCUGGCUUUUUUUUUUUGGGGGGGGAGCUUUUCUUACUUAUCCUAUAGCUGUGGGGCCUGACGUACAGGACUCGGUGACACUCGUAACUCAUAAACCAAAGGGUCCACAGUUCGGAGGAGCUGGGUUCAGGAAAUGGGGGGGGGGGGGUUUGUGGAUCCUGUGAUCUCGGUUUCAGCUGUGACCCCAUUCAACUGCUAGGUCUCCUAUCCCCCCCAAUCCCAUUCUCACCAUGUAGUGCGUGGAAGUGUCACUUGGCCACAUCAGACCGAACAACUGCAAUGUGUGUGCAGUGUAUUAAGCCGCUUGAUAAGGGUGCUGUUGUUCUUUAUUUCCUAGCUGUCAGGGAACUCUCGAUCACAGCCCGCUUGACGGGCCUUUCCUCAAUCAUGCUGCUACUACUCAGUUACUUCCCGGUAUACUGCAAACAGGUGGAGCCCUGUUCUCCAUACCUCACUUGACGACAGCUUGCUCUACCUUCCCGUCCCGUGUGGUCCUGGUUCCCUGACGUUCCUGGGGAGCUCCUGAAACCCUGGGCUUUCCUUUGUCUUUGGGGUUUUAAGACACUGGCUGUCACCUUUGUGAUUUUGGGGAUUUUUUUUUUUCCUUCUGUGAAACCACGUACAUCAGGGAGAUAUUAACCUGUCAGCUUCUGCAGAUGUGUUUGCUGGUUGUAGUAGUUCUGUGUGUUUUAUUUCGCACUGAAACGUGUUGUAGUGAAGUCCAGUUAGAGCCCCGUGGUCAGUCUUCAGACAUGCGUGUAGGAGAACCGCACUUGUUUCCCGUAGAAGGCCAUGGUGCUGUAGUUAAGCUCUGUACUUCAUCGGGAUCCAGGGCUCCCAUUAUGAAGUCCCACCCUGCUAUCAAGGCACUCCCAAACACUCAUGCUAGUCUGAAGGUCAGCACCGGAUAAGGGGAGCAACGCCUGGGCCAUGCCCAGUAAGUCGAGACAGUGACGGGCCGGGGACAAUACCAGCUAGCUUCUAUAAAGGGCUUCAUCCUCUCUGGCGGCCUUGUCCUCGUCCAUCCUUUGGGUGUUCAGCGCCUCUAGCCGUAGUGACAUUCCUUGUAUCUUUGUUUUAAAACAAUAUUUGUUUGAUCGCUGAAAUAAGCGUAACCUCUCCUGCUCUCGUGAUUCCUAUGGGACUUGCUGCUGUAGCUAAUUAGCCAGAUGGAGGAACCUCUGUUUUCUCAGAUGAAUGCUUUGGCUGCUCAAUGCAAACAGUUCAAAACCUUCUGCUAUAUUGUACCCAAUCCCCUCACCCCAAUGUUUUCCUAUUCUACAUAUUGGCUGUUCUUGUACCAUUAAAACAUACAUACCCACCCCCAUCGUGCCUCAUUCAGCCCCCAGCUACAGUCUCCCUCCAGCCCCAAGGACCGUCACAUUUAAUGGCCGAUUGCAGUGGCAGCCAGCCCAGGCCACUGAUGCAGAGUCAAGUGUCUCUGACCUGCCGAUGGCAGUCGUGACUCAGAUCAGAUCCCAUCUAAGGUCACGUCCAAGUGCCCCCAACAGCAUGCAGAAUAUGUGCUUCAUUUCCGACUGAGCAAAUGUAUUUCGACUCAGGAAUAAGAGGACAGCUUGCAUGGCCUGUCCCUCAGAUUCAAGAAAGGUUCCUGUCCGCUGUUUUCAUUUUGGCGGCUAAUAAUAACAACCUUUGGUCUGAACAAUGUUCCUGGACCACUUCAUAGUAUGGUGAAUGUGGGAAGUAGGCAGGAUGUUCCUCAGAAACACCCUAUGGAGUGCUGUAAGACAGACUAUUCAGAUAUCUGCAGUCCUGUAUGCACAUUACAGUGAGGUUAGGCAAACCUCUUGGUGUUUGGGGUGGGAUCUGCGUAUCAGAGCAACUGAUUUGGAUUCUCCAGACUUCACAUGCGGCAUCCUCAUUGACAUCACCGCUGAUGCGGGAUGAAUGCAGGAUAUGUGCCCUCAUUUGUGUUGUACCUACCUCUGGAUCAUAUGACUCAUGGAUGCUGCUGUUCUGAGAUAUUUCAUCAGCGAACCGUAGCUGAUGCUCACCUUGCUUUCCUCUAUCUGCUUUAUGUUUUAAUUUUUUCUCCUCGCUGCCAAAUGCAGAAUUGUACAGACCCACCAGAACACUGUGCUACUAGUCCUGUUCGCAGAUGUGACUUCCUGAACUGUUGGACACCGUGUCUACCUGUGAUCACUCUUGUCUGUCUUGUUGCUUGAUAUUUUGAGUAGGGGUAUCACUGUGGUCAGAUAGGAACACGCCCCCAUAUACACACAACUCUUUUAAUAAAUUCAAUAUUACAGGACAAUUCGAAUGA
Molecule: messenger RNA, 3945 nt
Organism: Paramormyrops kingsleyae
Lineage: Eukaryota; Metazoa; Chordata; Actinopteri; Osteoglossiformes; Mormyridae
Biological process (GO): regulation of DNA-templated transcription
Cellular component (GO): chromatin; nucleus
Molecular function (GO): transcription coregulator activity; DNA binding
Source: RefSeq, a predicted model, not a curated record